GCCCGAAGCUAUUUUGUGCGCGAUGUUACUGCGGCCGACUCCAGUCACACUUUGCGCCAACACCGCUACCGAGCUCGCGUGAAGCCAGUCCACUUUGAAAAUAGAACCAUCCUGUAUAUUAAUUGAUUCCGUUCAAUUACUCUGUGUGUUAAGGGAAGAUCAUGGCAGCCGAAGCUGGACCCGCUCAACCAGGGUUGGCCCCACCGGAGGCCGAGACUGGACCUGAUGGAGAGAUCAUUGGAGGACCUCGCACCCCUCAGCAAAUUGCUGCUCAGAGGAGGUUGCAGCAGACUCAAGCUCAGGUCGAUGAGGUGGUGGACAUAAUGAAGACAAAUAUGGACAAGGUGCUUGAUCGAGAUGUGAAGUUAUCGGAACUGGAUGACAGAGCAGAUGCGCUACAGUACGGAGCAUCACAGUUUGAACAGCAAGCGAAGAGCUUGAAGAACAAAUUCUGGCUACAAAAUCUUAAGAUGAUGAUAAUAAUGGGUGUGAUUGGGAUCGUCAUAAUAGGCCUACUAUUUGGAAAAUAUAUGUAAUUACAUAAUUCACUCGUCGCAUCCGUUGGGUUCCACUUCAAAUGAGAAGCUGAUUUAUAAUAUAACAUUUCAUUAUUUAUCUAAAUAUAUACGUAUAAUAAAAUUGUAACAAUUAGACUCUAAACUAUAAUAAAAAGGAACGAAUGGUUACACAAUAUACGGCUGUUUUUU
This is a messenger RNA of Spodoptera littoralis (African cotton leafworm), 707 nucleotides long. The record is from the annotation of a GenBank genome assembly. Lineage: Eukaryota; Metazoa; Arthropoda; Insecta; Lepidoptera; Noctuidae.